This is a messenger RNA of Amborella trichopoda, 3571 nucleotides long. Its product is annotated as DNA (cytosine-5)-methyltransferase CMT3. Gene Ontology annotation, cellular component: nucleus. The record is from RefSeq and is a predicted model, not a curated record. Gene Ontology annotation, biological process: negative regulation of gene expression via chromosomal CpG island methylation. NCBI's taxonomy places the organism in Eukaryota, Viridiplantae, Streptophyta, Magnoliopsida, Amborellales, Amborellaceae. Gene Ontology annotation, molecular function: DNA (cytosine-5-)-methyltransferase activity; DNA binding; chromatin binding.
UACAAUCUUUUUUGUGCCCUAUCUCUCUCCCUCUCUCAUAUUUUACAGUGGCCUCCCUCUCUCUCUCCUUCCCCUUCUCUCUCUCAUUCAGGAUUUCAGGUCACUGGAGCUCUUCUCCAUUUGAUUGAGCUCUCUCUCUCUUGCCCUCUCCCUCUCUCUCUCUCUUGCCCUCUCCCUCUCUCUCUAGCUUCUGCUGUUCUUUGAUCGACGAACCUUUCAUUUUACCGAGCUUUUCCUAUUUCCCCAAUGUUUGAAGAUUUUUCUAUUUUACUUGCAUUCUAGCGUCCCUCUCUAGAUAUCUCGUUUUUGUGCCCUAUCUCUUUCCUUUGAUCUUUCAUUUACAGUGGCUUCUCUCUCGCUCAUACUGGCUUCUAUUAGGCACUGAAGCCCUUUUUCAUUUGACUGGGCUCUCUCUCUCUCUCUCAACAACUUCCACUGUUCUGUUGACGCUCCUUUCAUUUGGCCGCGCUUUUUUGCCUUCCACAAUUUCUGAAGAUUUUUAUCUAUUGAUUUUUCUAUUUUCCUAUAAUUUACCUCUGAUUGAUUUGUUGGGCCAUUACCAAUCAAAAAAGAAGAAAGAUAUUGUUUUUUUAGAGCCAUUAUUUGCUUAUUAUUUACCUGCGAUGGCAGCUAAAAAGGGUGUCAAGAGGUCUCGUGCGGUUUAUGGUUCGAGCAUCGCACCAUCUCCAUGUCCCACUCCUCUCAGCGAGAUUGGAGCUAGUGAAGAAGAAGAAGCUUUUCUGGAGGAUGAAGAAAUGGAAGAAAUGGAAGAGAUGGAAGAGAUGGAAGAGAUGGGAGAGAUGCUUGCUAAGAAGAGGGAGCCUCAGAGGAGAAAACCCACCACUGCUUCAACUUCAAAGGCAUCUUCUAAGAAGGCUCGCACUUCAGACGAGGUUCCUGAUAGCAGGCUUCUUGGUGAUCCAGUUCCAGUUUCUGAAGCUCAACGAAGAUGGUCUCAUAGGUACAAUAAACAGAAGGACAAAAGGGGAUCUACUUCCUCAAACGGAGAUAAUGGAGGCGAGACUGCAUUAAAUGUAAAAUGCCAUUAUGAGCAAUGUGAAGUUGAUGGUUGUAUCUACAUUCUAAAUGAUUCGGCUAUUGUGAAGGGGGAAGAAGGAGGAGAAGAUUACAUCGGAAAGAUUGUGGAGUUAUUUGAAACUACUGAUGGCCAGCGAUAUUUCACCGCCCAGUGGUUUUUCAAAGCGCAAGAUACUGUCAUUAAAGAGGAGGCUGCUGAUUUCCAUGACAAGAAACGUGUUUUCUACUCUGAUAUGAAAGAUGACAAUUUACUUGACUGCAUCAUUUCAAAACUCCACAUUGUACAAGUGGCUCCCAAUGUGGAUUUGGUGGCAAAGGCGGCAUCCAUUCCACCUUGUGACUAUUAUUAUGAUAUGUCUUAUUCUAUUCCUUAUUCAACUUUUUCUAACUUAAAGAGUGAUAACUUGAAAUUUAAUAGUGAUUCAUCUACUAUUUCUUCCGAGGCUGCUGUUGAUGGCGCUGAAAAAUCUGAUUCUGAUGGAGGUUGUUCAAGUGAGUCAUAUGAGAAGUCAGGGUUUUCACUAUUGGAUCUCUAUUCAGGCUGCGGUGGGAUGUCCACCGGGUUGUGUUUUGGUGCCAAGCUUUGUGGUGUAAACCUUGUGACUAGGUGGGCUGUUGACAUGAACAAAUCAGCUUGCGAUAGUCUUAAGCUGAACCACCCAGAGACAGAGGUGAGAAACGAGUCUGCUGAGGAUUUCUUGAAACUAUUGAGGAAAUGGGAAGAACUUUGCAAGGAGUAUUCACUUAUUGGAACUGAGAAGUCACGGUGGCGCCUUGAGGCAACUGAUAAUGGUUAUGAUGAAGAGUCUGAUGAUGACACUAAGUUAUCCCCUGGUGAAUUUGAAGUAGGGAAACUGGUUGGUAUUUGUUAUGGCGAUCCUAGCGAAACUGGGAAAAUUGGAUUGAAGUUCAAGGUGCGUUGGAAGGGAUAUGGUCCCAGUGAUGACACAUGGGAACCUCUGGAUGGCUUAAGCAAUUGUAAAGAAAGGAUUAAGGAAUUUGUGAGAAAUGGAUAUAGGGCAAGGAUCUUACCUCUUCCUGGUGAUGUUGAUGUCAUUUGUGGUGGGCCUCCUUGUCAAGGAAUCAGUGGCUUCAAUAGGUUCAGGAAUUAUGCAGAGCCCCUAAAUGAUCCGAAGAAUCAUCAAAUGGUUGUUUUCAUGGAUGUAGUUGACUACCUCAAACCAAAAUAUGUUUUAAUGGAGAAUGUAGGUGAUAUUCUGAAGUUUGCAAAUGGAUUUCUUGGUAGAUAUGCCUUGAGUCGUUUGGUUCAUAUGAAUUAUCAAGCGAGACUUGGCAUGAUGGCUGCUGGUUGUUAUGGUCUCCCCCAGUUUCGUUUGCGUGUAUUCCUUUGGGGUGCUCAGCCAACUGAGAAAUUGCCGCAAUACCCACUUCCUACGCAUGAUGUUGUUGUGAGAAAUCAUGUUCCGGUUGAGUUUGAUGGCCACCUUGUUGCAUGUGAUGCAGACCAAUCUCGGGAACUGCAACAGCCACUUUUUCUUGGUGAUGCCAUUUCUGAUCUGCCGGAGGUAACGAAUUUUGAAACUCGAGAUGAAUUUCCUUAUGAAAGACCUCCUAGAACAGAGUUCCAGAAAUAUAUUCGUUUGGGGAAACAUCAAAUGAUGGGUGAGUGUUCUAAUGGGAAUGGCUCAUCGGAAAAGGCCUUACUUUAUGAUCAUCAGCCUCUUCAAUUGAAUGAAGAUGAUUACCAACGAGUGUGCAGAAUUCCUAAGAAAAAGGGAGCUAAUUUCAGAGAUCUUCCGGGAGUCCUUGUUCGCCAGGAUAAGACUGUCUAUUUGGAUUCUUCCGUUGAAAGGGCAUACCUGCCAUCUGGGAAACCUUUGGUUCCUGACUAUGCUAUUACUUUUGUCAGAGGCCGAUCUAAAAAACCUUUUGGCCGCUUGUGGUGGGAUGUAACUGUUCCAACUGUAGUGACAAGGGCAGAGCCUCAUAAUCAGGCCAUCUUGCAUCCUGAACAAGACCGAGUGCUCACCAUACGUGAGAAUGCAAGAUUGCAAGGUUUUCCUGAUUAUUACAAACUAUGUGGUUCCGUAAAAGAUAGGUACAUUCAGGUUGGGAAUGCGGUUGCAGUCCCUGUAGGAAGGGCAUUAGGACAUGCACUAGCACUUGCAAUCCAAAAGCUUGGGAGUUAUGAUGAACCUCUCAUGGCACUCCCUCCUAAGUUUCCACAGUGCCUUCAUAGGGUAUCUUCUUCAACUAUUGAUGUCUUAGAGCAUUGUUAGAACAUUAUGAUCUAUUCUGGCAGAUUAUUGAAACAAUGCCGCUAUUUUUCCUUCAUAGCCCCUAUUUUUCUUUUUCUUGUGCAAAAAGUGCAUCUUCUCAUUUGUAAACUUUCCUAAACUUAUUGUGACAUUAGUGGUUAUGCCACACUAGCUUUUAGCUUUGUAAGUGGUUCAACCACUCCAGUGAUUAAACAUUUUAUCUUUCCUCAUUUUAUUGUGUACUUUAAAACUACCUUGUGACAGUUAUGUUUUUGUAAGUUAAUAAGCACUAAACAGAUCCAUUCAAAAUAUCA